AUGCCCUCUGCUCAAGAUUCCGCCACCAAGAUCUCUAUCGAUAGAUUCGAUGGAGACAACUACGCGACUUGGAGCCGCUACAUGCGUGGCGUGUUCCUGACCAAGUCGACGUGGCACGUGAUCAACCGAGAGACCAACCCCACCUUCGCCGAUCCUCGCGCCAGUGAUGAGUACGUCAAGACCAACAACAUUGCGUUCGGCUUGAUGUUACUUCACAUGAGCGCGGACUAUCAUCACGUGGUUGAUGACUGCGACGAUGCAUGGGUCGCGUGGACACAGUUGAAGAUUCUCUACGGCGGGUCGCAGAAGGCGGGACGGAUCUUCUUAAAGCGACAGCUUUUCAGCAUGGAGAUGGCGGAAGGCGGCAAUGAAAUGUAUCAUUGCAAUGAAGUUUUUAACAUCAGCGCCAAGCUCAGCAGCAUCGGCGCCAAGAUGGAGGAUGAGGACGUGGCGAUCUGCUUGUUGUGCAGCCUCCCCAAGAGCUACGAGAACGUCGUGCUGAACUUGGAGAUGAGCAGCGCGGAACUGCGGACGCAAGACGUCGUGAAAGUGCUGACGAAUGAGCACAUCAAGAGACAAGGGAAAUAG
Peronospora matthiolae is the source of this 588-nucleotide messenger RNA. The record is from the annotation of a GenBank genome assembly. Lineage: Eukaryota; Oomycota; Peronosporomycetes; Peronosporales; Peronosporaceae.